AUGGCACCAGCUACUAACUGGCUUUCUUUUUCACUCUCUCCAAUGGAAAUGUUGAGGUCAUCUGAAUCUCAGUUGAUGUCUUAUGAGACUUCCUCUACUGCCUCUCCUCACUACUUGAUCGAUAACUUCUAUGCUGAUGGAGGCUGGACAAACCCCAAAGAAGCACAAGUCACAACCACGACGAUGGCGGAGAGCUCUAGUAUUCUGACAAGCCUUAUAGACCCAGAAACUCAACACCAACAAGUCCCAAAACUGGAGGAUUUUCUGGGAGAUUCUUCAUCAUCUAUUAAUGUUCGAUACUCGGAUAAUAGCCAGACAGAGACACAAGACUCGUCCUUGACUCACAUCUAUGAUCAUCACGGCUCUGCAGCUGCUUACUUCAACGAGCAACAAGAUCUUAAAGCCAUUGCUGGCUUCCAAGCCUUUUCGACUAACUCAGGCUCGGAGGUUGAUGACUCGGCUUCGAUAGCUCGAACACAGCUUGGUGGUACUGUCAGUGAGUUUAUUGAGUCGACUGGAAAUGAGCUGGGGUUCUCUAAUAAUGCGGCCUUGUCACUUGGCCGGGUGAAUAAUGAUACUAGCAAUAACCCGUGUGGUGGUGCUUCUACAGAGAAGCAGAUUGCUAUUGUUUCUGCUGACUCUGAUAGCUCUAAAAAGAUUGCUGAUACUUUUGGCCAGCGAACUUCUAUUUACAGAGGAGUUACCAGAAAUAUUUUGGUUUCCAAUGUCAUUGCUGCUACUGCUGCUGCAGACAUAGAUGGACAGGUAGAUAUGAAGCGCAUCUAUGGGAUAACAGCUGUAGGAGAGAGGGUCAGGCUAGGAAAGGGCGUCAAGCUAACUGCGGUAAACAGCAGCUUGGGUGGUCUAGUGUACUUAGGUGGGUAUGAUAAGGAAGAAAAGGCAGCUAGGGCUUAUGAUUUGGCAGCUCUAAAAUACUGGGGUCCAACUGCAACCACCAACUUCCCUGUUUCGAAUUAUACUAAAGAAGUGGAAGAUAUGAAGUAUGUGUCCAAGCAAGAAUUCAUUGCCUCGUUGAGGAGGAAAAGUAGCGGUUUUUCUAGGGGAGCCUCUAUUUACAGGGGUGUCACAAGGCAUCAUCAACAGGGUCGUUGGCAAGCAAGGAUAGGCCGUGUUGCCGGGAACAAAGACCUCUACCUUGGCACAUUUGCCACAGAAGAGGAAGCAGCUGAGGCGUAUGAUAUAGCUGCCAUAAAGUUUAGGGGUCUGAAUGCAGUGACCAAUUUUGAGAUGAGCCGAUACAACGUCGAAGCUAUAAUGAAAAGUGCUCUUCCAGUUGGUGGUACAGCAAAGCGCUUAAAGAUCUCACUAGAUGCCGAGCAGAAACAACAUGUAAACAACAACCAGCAGCCGCAGCCGCAGCCCCCACCGCAGCCCCAGUGCAGCAGCAAUAGCAACAACAUCAGUUUUGCCGCUGUUCAGCCAGUUUCUGCUGCAGUUCCUUAUGGCAUUCCGUUCGAUCCCUCCGCAGCGCUUUAUCAUCACAAUAUCUUCCACCACCUCCAAACCACUAACAACUUCGGUGCAACUGACUCCUCUGGUUCCACCACCUCAUCCAUGGCAACUCCAAUGACUAUAUUGCCGCAAACUGCUGAGUUUUUUGAGCUCGAGUUUGAAAUAAAGGUGUCUCCUAAAGACGAAGGGUUAGAAAGUGAGGAGCAUUUGACGGUAGAGAAGUAUGGUCACAAAUAUCUCUUUUGA
This is a messenger RNA of Dovyalis caffra, 1719 nucleotides long. Lineage: Eukaryota; Viridiplantae; Streptophyta; Magnoliopsida; Malpighiales; Salicaceae. The record is from the annotation of a GenBank genome assembly.